Molecule: messenger RNA, 863 nt
Organism: Rhododendron vialii
Lineage: Eukaryota; Viridiplantae; Streptophyta; Magnoliopsida; Ericales; Ericaceae
Product: autophagy-related protein 8f
Exons: 6
Coding region: 215-583 (122 amino acids)
Biological process (GO): cellular response to nitrogen starvation
Source: RefSeq, a predicted model, not a curated record
CGAAGUAUGUCUCUUUUUAGAGAGAGAGAGAGAGAGAGAGAGAGAGAGAGAGCAUUCAUUAUUUGGGAUUAUUUGGUGUCAAUAAUAAUCCAACCGAACGCCUUCCUUUUUCAACUUUUUCUCAAGAAAACAGAAAGGGGGACAAAUUCUUGAAGGGUACAGAGGAACUCUUUGAGCGAUUUCCCAACAGUUCGUCAAAAAUCGAUCUUUGAAAAUGACUAAGAGCUAUUUCAAGCAAGAACAUGACUUUGCAAAGAGGCAUGCUGAGGCUGCAAGAAUUAGGGAGAAGUAUCCAGACAGAAUUCCGGUGAUUGUGGAGAAGGCUGAGAGAAGUGAUAUUCCUAAUAUCGACAAGAAAAAAUAUCUUGUUCCGGCUGACCUGACAGUGGGACAAUUUGUGUAUGUUAUCCGGAAGAGAAUUAAACUCAGUGCUGAGAAAGCUAUCUUCAUAUUUGUGGACAAUGUCCUUCCUCCUACAGGUGCGAUAAUGUCUACCAUCUAUGAUGAGAAGAAGGAUGAAGAUGGAUUUCUUUAUGUUACUUACAGUGGGGAAAACACAUUUGGGCUCCAUAUUCUUCACUAGCACAUGAUAUCAUUUUCAUCUCCUUUGUGUUGGAUUUCUGAAUCAUGACAUACGUUUAAAACUUCAGCAGUGGUAAAUGUACUGGCCGCGUUCUGUACAUAAAUCUCCUUCGAAAACUGGUAUAGUGCAUGACUAACGAAUCCCUUUCGUGCAAAAUAAAUUUGGGUAGAUGGCUUGACAAUUUCAUUAGAUGUCCCGAAUUCUUAUUUGUGGCACCACGUGCUAAGGACGUGUUUGAAAUGAAAUUAUAUCUCAUAAAUAGUACGAUUUUUCGAUCUUA